AAUCAUAGCGAACAUCAUACUUAGAUCCACGUCGCUGGCGAUCCUUGCGGCCUGCGGCCCCGCCAGACUGAUUGAUUGCUGUAAUAGGUGCUAUAAUAGGGUGACGGAUAUUUCCUUAGUAACGGGAACCGUUUAAAAAGUCGGCUCUAGCACGACUUCAAGUAAUGAUGAUGGUUCCGAGAUCCUUUUUAUACUCACAAAAACAAACCGUGCCCCCAACCUCCCUAACGGCUACAACACACAAGGCAUCUUCACCAAAGAGAAAGGAUGCACUGUCGACGGAGAAGGACGUCGCCUCUUCUAAGUCGUCUCCGCCAAGCAGCAGCCCGCCAAGUGCGACAACGACAAAUGUUGUCGCGCGACCAAAUACUCCUUCGAGCGCCGUACAGAUCCCCAUUAAAUCGAAGCAUGACACCGCGCACUCGCACAGGCCGCGACCACAUGCGCACGCGCAUCGAGCUAACUCUUCUCCAAAUCGAAACUCUCGAGAUGUACACUCACCUGAUGCUAUCCCGCCGUCGGUGGCGGCAUUGCUCGCCAUUACUACUAUUCCCCCACCUAAAAGACGUGGGGAAUCACGACAAAGGCAAUCUAGGGACUCGUCUAGAGACUCGCGGAUGACAGUAAACUCGAUUGUACCUCGGUCUCAAGUAUCAGAGAAGGAGUUAAGCCGGGAACUGAGUGAAGAAUUCGCUCAAGAUUUGAGUGAUAUCAGCUUCACAUCCUAUGGUCGCAGCCCGAUGGAUGUUUUGCUCAGCCCGCCGGACGAGCUCGACGAGGAUGAGGUAUCGUCAAAUAGCGAUAGCGCAUUCGCAUCACCAUUCUCAACCCGCGCGGCAUCGUUUGACAGCAUACCCUCCCUAGGCGAUUCGUUUGGAACUAGUCUGGUUACUUCCAUCGACUCUCCCGUUGCCUCACGCGGGAGAAGGAUACGGCCGCCGAGACGUUCGCUGGAGCCUGUGUCUUCACCUCCCGGUCAACAUUCAGAACAUCCACUUUCUACCAAGAAUAAUCUAGGCGUUGACGAGCUUGAUUUUAGAGUUUUCACUCCAAAACCAAGCCCAACUGAGCAGAAACAGGCUACUGGGCUCGCGCCACUUAAAUCCGUCUUCAAGUCGAAUUUGACGGCGUCGCUUCGUGCAUUGCGCUCUGCCGCCCGAUCAUUAUCUAGUUUUACUUCUUCGUCGAUACCCCCGGAUGAUUUUCUUACUAGAUCUAUACUCACAAUCGACCCACGAGUCCCAUUCACCGACGAGAGAAUGCCUCCCAUCUUAGGAGAAGAACCUAGCGAAGCUAUGCGUCGUUAUCUAAAUCCGACUAGCGUACGCCCAGAAUCGCGCGUACGGUCAACGUUUCGCAGUUAUACAGCGUCUAUUCAGAUGCAAACCUAUAAAGUGCAACGAUCAAGGAGUGCCCCGGCAACUAGUCGUUCAGGCGGCCAAACGGGCAAUUCCAACAAAUCACCGACCGCGUAUGUCUUUCCACCAGGCCCUCGCCAGCGGGAAAUUCGGGAGAACUCGGAUUUCAUUCGAAUUGCGGUCUUAGAACACCUAAUGCGCAAGCGCGGUAAAUUGGACGACCAACGCGAAGGGCACGCACGGUGGCUUCUGCCGCCAAGAAAGCCUACAACAAGACCCUACGAGAUUAGACCCGAUGGUGUUCCCGCGAGAUGGGUUGCAAUUUCACAGGACGUCAUCUAAAUUUGGAGGAAUAGGCAUUUUCUGUCCGACACUUUCCGUCAUCAGCAUACCGCCACUAGGUACAUUACGAUCAUCGGGCUAGUAAAAUUUAUGACUACGCUUGAGCACGCUCGUGGAGAUGAUUGUAAAUCGAAUUUCGAGGGUUCGAUAUUGUGGGUUACCAAUUUUGGCUAACAAGUGGUCAAGACGACUGGAUGGAGGUGAAAACAAAGGACUCUGUCCCACAUCCUACGUCACCGGCGAAU
Molecule: messenger RNA, 1945 nt
Organism: Daldinia decipiens
Lineage: Eukaryota; Fungi; Ascomycota; Sordariomycetes; Xylariales; Hypoxylaceae
Exons: 2
Coding region: 165-1700 (511 amino acids)
Source: RefSeq, a predicted model, not a curated record